AUCGGCGGUGCGCUGUGUCCCUCGGACACAGAGGAUCACGGAAAGAGCCGAAGAUGUUGGUUCAGUCAUGUGAUCAGCUGUGUCCAAUCACAGCUGAUCACAUGGGACAUGUACACUGAUCAUCAGGGCACUGAUGAUCAGUGUGCCCUGAUGAUCAGUGUGGCCCCAGAAGUUCCACCUGUCAGUGCCCAUCAGUGUCACGUGCCAGUGCCCAUCAGUGCCACGUGCCAGUGCCCAUCAGUGCCACGUGCCAGUGCCCAUCAGUGCCACAUCAAUGCCACAUAUCAGUGCCCAUCUGUGCUGCCUUUCAAUGUCACCCAUCAGUGCCAGUCAGUGCCACCUAUCAAUGCCAAUCAGUGCCACCUAUCAGUGCUGCCAGUCAGUGUCGCCUUCAGUGCCGCCUAUCAGUGCCAUAUAUCAGUGUCAUGUAUCAGUGCUGCCUUUCAGUGCCCAUCAGUGAUGCCUGUCAAUGCCCAUCAGUGCAACCUACCAGUGCCUCCUCAUCAGUGCCCAUCAGUGCCACCUAUCAAUGUCCUUCAGUGCAGCCUAUCAGUGCCCAUCACUGCAGCCUCAUUAGCGCACAUCAGUGAAGGAGAAAAAUCACUUAUUUACAAAAUUGUAUAACAAAAACUAAGAAAAAACUUUUUUUUUUUUUCAAAAUUUUCAGUGGUUUUUGGUUUGUUUAAGAAAAAAUAA
This is a messenger RNA of Staurois parvus, 696 nucleotides long. NCBI's taxonomy places the organism in Eukaryota, Metazoa, Chordata, Amphibia, Anura, Ranidae. The record is from the annotation of a GenBank genome assembly.